AUGAGAGCUUUUACAAUCUUACUUCUCGUUUGUCUCAUUGGAGUCGCUUUCUGCGACCCACCCAGAGGAGGAAGAGGUGGUCGUGGUGGUGAAGGUGGAGAAGGUGGAGCAGGAGGAAACGGAGACGUUGCAGGUGACGGUGGCCAUGCUGGCCUGGGAGGCAACGGUGGACGUGGUGGAAAGGGAAAAGUAGCCGGGGAUGGUGGCGACGCUGGAAACGGUGGUCUUGGUGGUGCUGGCGGCGAUGGUCGCGAUGCUGGUUGGGGUGGAGAUGGUGGCAAAGCCGGACGUGGUGGACGUGGAGGUGACGGCCAAGUAGCCGGUAAUGGUGGACGAGGUGGUCUUGGUGGCAAGGGAGGACGUGGUGGAUCCGUUCCAGUUAAACGUCACUAA
Messenger RNA from Trichogramma pretiosum, 393 nucleotides. Its product is annotated as PE-PGRS family protein PE_PGRS26-like. The coding region runs from base 1 to 393 and encodes 130 amino acids. The transcript has a single exon. The record is from RefSeq and is a predicted model, not a curated record. NCBI's taxonomy places the organism in Eukaryota, Metazoa, Arthropoda, Insecta, Hymenoptera, Trichogrammatidae.